CGGCUGAUACGUGUAUUUUUCCGGUCCUUGUCCUUUUCUACUAGCUUCACUUAGUCGGCGAAGAAAAGCACACGGAUUAAAUUUAAUCCCAGUGAAAAUAUCAAAAUGUUAGGAUCACUUAAAUUAGUUUUAUAUUUAGCUAUAAUUUAUGUAUGUAAGGCCACUGAAGAAGAUGUACUAGAGCUUACAGAUUCCGACUUCAGUACUGUUAUAGCCCAACAUGAUACAGCUCUUGUCAUGUUUUACGCGCCGUGGUGUGGUCAUUGUAAGAGAAUAAAACCGGAAUACGCGGUCGCGGCCGGCGUUUUGAAAGAUGAUGACCCUCCCGUGGCGUUGGCUAAAGUCGAUUGUACGGAAGCAGGAAAGAGCACUUGCGAGAAGUUCUCGGUGUCUGGAUACCCAACACUCAAAAUAUUCAGAAAGGGAGAGCUUUCACAGGAGUACAAUGGUCCUAGAGAAUCAAAUGGUAUUGUCAAAUUCAUGCGUGCCCAAGUUGGUCCAAGCUCCAAGGAGCUCACAACUCUGGCCAGUUACGAGGCAUGGCUUGCUAAGGACGAAGUUGUUGUCAUUGGCUACUUUGAAAAGGACUCUGAACUCAAGAGUGAAUUCCUUAAGAAUGCUGACAAGAUGAGGGAAGAAAUCACUUUCGGCCACACAUCCGCUGAAGAGGUUCUGAAGAAGGCUGGUUUUAAAGACAAUGUCGUGCUAUACCGUCCCAAGCGCCUGAGCAACAAGUUCGAGGACUCAUCUGUGGUGUACAACGGCGAGGGCUCGCUGAAGGCCUUCAUCAAGGAGAACUAUCACGGCCUAGUGGGCGUGCGUCAGAAGGAGACCCUCGCUGACUUCACCAGCCCGCUGGUGGUGGCCUACUACGACCUGGACUGGACCAAGAACCCCAAGGGUACCAAUUACUGGAGGAACCGUGUCUUGAAGGUAGCCAAAGAACUGCCGGAGGUGACGUUCGCGGUCAGCGACAAGGACGACUUCGUCCACGAGCUCAACGACUAUGGCAUCGACUUCGCGAGGGGAGACAAGCCUGUUGUCGCCGGCAAAGACAUUGAAGGAAACAAAUUUGUCAUGAGCGCUGAGUUCAGCAUAGAGAACAUUAUCGCCUUCACCAAGGACCUUCUAGACGGUAAACUAGAACCGUUCAUCAAGUCUGAACCUGUGCCAGAGAAGAACGACGGACCAGUCAAGGUUGCCGUGGGCAAGAACUUCAAGGAGCUGGUGACAGACAGCGGCAGAGAUGCUCUGGUCGAAUUCUAUGCCCCAUGGUGUGGUCACUGCCAGAAACUUACUCCAAUUUGGGAGGAGCUCGGUGAGAAGUUGAAGGAUGAAGAGGUCGACAUCGUCAAGAUUGACGCCACCACCAACGACUGGCCUAAAUCGCUCUACGAAGUGUCUGGUUUCCCCACCAUCUACUGGAAACCCAAGGACUCUUCCAAGAAACCUGUCAGAUAUAAUGGAGGCCGUGCCUUGGAAGACUUCAUCAAAUAUGUAGCCGACAAUGCCUCAAGCGACCUCAAAGGCUUUGACAGAAAAGGAGCAAAGAAGGAUGAGCUGUAAACAGUUGUGAUGUUAAACUUUCCAUGAAAGAUCUGUGUGUGCAAGUAAUGUGCGUGUGUGUGUGCAAGUAUUAGCUCGCACAUAAUAAUUAUAAAUCUAUUUUGUAAUAAGACUACAAUAUAGUGUAUGAGCGUGAGACACAUUUUGUCAACGUUUUGGAGUAUUAUCAACAACUCCAAAUCUUAAAUCAAAUCUAAUAGCUUUUCUUGGUGUCAUUCCAUUUAUUUAUGAGUGAGUUUACUGUUUAUUUUGGAAUUUACCAAUUAAAAUUUGGAUGGUUGGUGAGAGUGAGAAAAUAUUGUAAUGUAUAAUUUGUGAAUCAAUUUUGUAUUUAUUUAGUACACCAACCAAGCUUUGUCAUAUUUUCAUAGAUAAAAUCCGUUAUUAAUAAUGAAUCAGAAAUACAGUAAUUUUUUAAUGCAUUUCUUAUAUUUUGGUCAGUGGUAACACUAAAUAAAUUAGUAAAUAUUUAUAAUAAA
This is a messenger RNA of Bicyclus anynana (squinting bush brown), 2045 nucleotides long. It is a transcript of the gene ERp57, whose product is annotated as protein disulfide-isomerase A3. The transcript is spliced from 9 exons. The coding region runs from base 106 to 1566 and encodes 486 amino acids. Gene Ontology annotation, molecular function: protein disulfide isomerase activity. The record is from RefSeq and is a predicted model, not a curated record. Lineage: Eukaryota; Metazoa; Arthropoda; Insecta; Lepidoptera; Nymphalidae. Gene Ontology annotation, cellular component: endoplasmic reticulum. Gene Ontology annotation, biological process: protein folding; response to endoplasmic reticulum stress.